AUGAAUCAAUUGGGUAGUUACGAAUUAAAUAAGGUCAAUGAUAGUACUUUUGUGGGCCAGAAACCUCUUCUAAGUAUCUUAGACCAAUUUCCAUUUGCUUAUGGUGGUAAUUUGGUAGCCCAAAGUUUAUAUGCUGCUUACAAGAAGGCUGAGGAUAUGUACCCCCAUUCAUUACAUCUUAGUUUCUGCAAGGCAAUUCCUUUAGACAACCCCCUUACUUAUAAUGUCAAGGUGAUAUCUAAAUCUAAUAGUUUCACUAAGGUCUUAGUAGAAGCUGUUGACGUUGAAGGUGGAAUAGUGGGAGUUACAGUGGUUUCAUUCACUACUAAGAACAAUCAAUAUGAAAGACAAUUGGAAUGGUCUAAGAAUCCUAAUUCUAAAAACGUCCCAUAUAAAUUUUCAUUAACUCCAUUACCAAUGUUUUAUCAAUACAAACCUGAAGAUAUCGAUAAGUUCGAUGUUGUUCAAUGUUAUAGAAAUCUAUUUAAAAUUGCAACUCCACCAGGUUUCAACAUCCCCAAUUUUGACAUCAAUAGUGCUGCAGGUGACCGUAGACAUGGCUAUUAUAUGAAAUUCAAUGACUUCAACAACGAAGAAAUCAACAGAUUGACUGCUAACGAUGAAAAGUUGAAGAAGAUUUAUAAAUAUGUUGAUUUAGGAUGUUUAUCAGAUUCUAAUGGACUUGCAUUAUUUUACCGUAAUUUGAACCUUGAAUUUUCCGCUAGCCAUUUAGCUACAAGAAUCAUCAGUCUAGAUCAAUCAGUAACAUUCCAUGAUGACGAUUUCGAUUUACAACAAUGGUUCUAUUGUGAUGCUAAUUUGAGAGUGUAUAAUAAUGGUAGAUGUUUCAUUGUCACAACAGCUUUCAACUUGAAAGGAACUCCUUUUAUGACAAUUACACAAGAAGCGUCAGUGAGAAUGAAUUUGAAAGUGGCUGAAGUUGCCAAUGGUGGUAGUUAUAAAUUAUAG
Molecule: messenger RNA, 969 nt
Organism: Yamadazyma jaroonii
Lineage: Eukaryota; Fungi; Ascomycota; Pichiomycetes; Serinales; Debaryomycetaceae
Source: the annotation of a GenBank genome assembly